Aedes albopictus (Asian tiger mosquito) is the source of this 672-nucleotide messenger RNA. Its product is annotated as multiple coagulation factor deficiency protein 2 homolog. Lineage: Eukaryota; Metazoa; Arthropoda; Insecta; Diptera; Culicidae. The transcript has 3 exons. Bases 110 to 622 code for a protein of 170 amino acids. Gene Ontology annotation, molecular function: calcium ion binding. The record is from RefSeq and is a predicted model, not a curated record.
UUCGUCGUCCGGAAAUCACUGUUUCCAAACGAAUCCAUUUGGUGCUCCGUUUUAUUGCACAAAAGAUCCAUCCCGACCAUAUUGUUGUUAACAUUCAUUCUUCCAAAGGAUGAUACAGCUAGCAGUAGUUAUUAUUAACAUACUCGUCGUAGGGGACAAAUUUAGCCCUACAGUUGCCAAAGGACCUCACCAUCCGAAAGGAGAUUUCUCAGCCAAAGAUAGGAAGUUGGACGAGCACUUGCGUGCUCAAGAUAAUCACAUCCAGGAGGACAUGAAGCAGUUUUCGUUCGGCGAAAAAGAACUGGCCAACAUGUCCGACGAGGAGAAGAACUUUUACUUUUUCAAGUUGCACGAUUCCGACAAUAAUGACCACUUGGAUGGAUUGGAGAUACUGCAUGCGGCGACACAUCAUUCAGACGGCCACGUUCACAAACUGGAUCCGAACACGGGGGAGGAUGAGUCGGAUGAUAAUUCCGUUAUAGAUGUGAUCGACGACUUCAUUGCAUAUGCCGACUUGGAUCAAAACGGCCUACUCACCUAUCCGGAAUACAUGAAAGCCAUCAGCACGAAUGAUUGGAACAAAAAAGUGGAUGUAACGGAAACGCCUCCUGAGAUUGUUUAAAUGGAUUUGAAUAAAGUUUGGAAAUGGACUGUCAUCGCUCAAAACAGAAA